AUGUUGACACCAUUCUUUACUUGUUCACAAGACGAGGAGUUUGUCCAUAUAAAUAUCAAAGUUAGUCAUAUCAGAUUCGAUGCUCCAGGUGUUCAAAUCAUUGCAGAAGAUGAAUUAUUCAUUUUUUCAUUAAGUCCAUAUUAUCUAAGAUUAAGAUUUGAUAAGAAAUUAAUUGAUGAUGAAGAAAGAUCUAAUGCUCAUUAUGAAUCUAAGGAGGAAAUUGUGAAAGUGAAAAUUCCAAAAUUGAAUAAAGGUGAAGUGUUUGAAGAUUUAGAUUUACCACAAAAAUUAUUAGCUCGUGCAGGUGAAAAAAUUGAUAAUAAUCAAAAUGGUGAAGGGAAUCAAGCUUUAGAUACCAAGGAAUUGUUACAAGAAAUCGGUGUUCAAAACGUAGAUGAGAAUUUAAUUAAAGAAGUUGAUGCAGAUUUGAAAAAAGAUAAUGUUCAACCAACCACUACUAAAAAGCCAUUAAUUGAAGAAGUUGACAACUCUAAUGAACCAAAAUCUGAUUUACAAACAACUUUAGAUGAAGGAACUGAAUUCAAUUGGGAAAUUAAUCAAGAUUUACCACAACCAUCAACAGAUCUUAAAAUCAAAUAUGGUUUUGAUAAUCGUUAUGAUUCUAUCGUGGGGAUUUCAAUAUCAAAUGGUAAUGAUAUUAAUGAAUUAGAUGAUCCAGAACAUACAAAACCAGAAGAUAGAAUUAAAGAAAGAUUACUCAAGGAAAAUUUUAAAUUUGAUCCGGAAUAUUAUGCAGCUGAUUAUAUGACAUCAAAAUAUUCAGAAGAUGAUCCUGAUUUAUAUUCCGAGAUUAAAGAUUUAUUAAAAUGGGAGCAACCAUUGAUUAAUUCCACUGAUUUUACAACGGAAGAAAAUGAAAAAAUGUUACAAUUACCUAAAAAAUCAUUUUUAAUUUCAAAUCAAAAAACAUUAUAUUAUACUAUAUUAUCAAUAUUAUUUAGUUUUGCAUUUGAAUCAAGAGAAACUCAAGGUGAAUUAGGUAUUGAAUCUGCAUGGACUAUGGGUAAAUUAACUCCACAAAUUUCAUUUUUAGAUUCAACAAUUGUUUUCCCAGAUUCCAAAAUAUCAAUUUUUAAAGCCUUGAUUAUAACAAGUAUACGAAGAGCUUUAUCUUAUCCAUUACAUAGACAUUAUGGAUUAACUUUAAAAGCAUGGGAAGAUGUUAUUAAAUUCUUAGAAUCUGGUAAGAAAACUGUCCUUAAAGCUUUAUUAGCUGCAAGAGAACCUUUUAGAUUUCAUGAUAUUUAUUAUUGUUAUGAUAAAAUUUAUUUUGAAGAUUUAAUUAAUUGGUUAAUUAAUGAUCCAAAGGAUAAUGAUUUUGUUUUUAAAUCAUUAGCAAGUGAAUUAUCCAAAAAUUUAAAAUUUUUGGAAAAAACUGAAAUUUUAUUUGAACAAUUAGAUGAAGAUGGUGAUGUUGAUACUUUUUUAAAUAUUCAAGAAAUUGAAAGUAUAGCUGAAACUAUGUAUUUAGAAAACAAACAAUCAUCAUAA
Messenger RNA from Hansenula ciferrii, 1512 nucleotides. It is a transcript of the gene SHQ1, whose product is annotated as Hsp90 cochaperone SHQ1. The coding region runs from base 1 to 1512 and encodes 503 amino acids. Gene Ontology annotation, biological process: box H/ACA snoRNP assembly. The record is from RefSeq and is a predicted model, not a curated record. Gene Ontology annotation, cellular component: cytoplasm; nucleoplasm. The transcript has a single exon. Lineage: Eukaryota; Fungi; Ascomycota; Saccharomycetes; Phaffomycetales; Wickerhamomycetaceae.